UAUGGAGUACCAAAAUUGGUCAAACCUCCGAAGGAAGCCUGGGGAAGAGCUGAAGGAUUUGCUCUGGUAUUUUAAAGGAAAUUCGCUGUAGCUGUGUUUCAAUAAUCAAAAGAAGAGACUGUUUCCUAUGGGAACUCGCUCUCUGUCGCGUUUGCAUUGCAGGAGGACUCUCCUACAUAUGUAUCAAGGAAAUGAGUGGCACAGAAUAUAUUAAUUAACAUCCUGAAGAAAUUAAGGUCCUUCAGUCUCACAUCAAUUCCAGGCAUGGAGUGGCUGAUACAGAACGUGAUUGAUACAGAAUUAAUGGAAGGAGAUGAUCCCCCCAGAGGAGGUUUCUCUUCUCAGAAAAAAUCCCCGAAACUAUGUGGCACCAACUACCCGCUCAGCAUUGCCUUCAUCGUGGUGAACGAGUUCUGCGAACGCUUCUCCUACUAUGGCAUGAAAGCUGUGCUGACUUUGUAUUUUCUCAACUUCCUCCACUGGGAUGACAACUUAUCCACCACCAUAUACCAUGCCUUUUCAGGCCUGUGUUAUUUCACACCUGUCAUUGGAGCUCUCAUCGCCGAUACAUGGCUGGGAAAAUUCAAGACGAUUAUCUACCUCUCCAUUGUUUAUGUGAUUGGCCACGUGAUAAAGUCUGUUGGUGCGAUACCAACUGUGGGAAACCAGGUUGUUCAUGUGGUUCUGUCCAUGCUUGGCCUGGCUUUGAUUGCCCUUGGAACGGGAGGUAUCAAACCCUGUGUGGCUGCCUUUGGUGGGGACCAGUUUGAAGAAGAACAUGCCAAAGAAAGGAGCAAAUUCUUUUCAGUCUUCUAUCUAGCUAUUAAUGCGGGAAGUUUGAUCUCCACAUUUGUUACUCCUGUAUUGAGAGGGGAUGUGAAAUGCUUCGGAGGAGAUUGCUAUGCCUUGGCUUUCGGUGUCCCAGCAGCACUCAUGGUUAUAGCCCUGGUUGUGUUUAUUGCUGGAAGUGGAAUGUACAAAAAAACUCCGCCGCGAGGGAACAUCCUACUCGAAGUUUGCCAGUGCAUUGCGUUUGCUAUUACAAACCGACUGAAAAACCAUUCCAAACAGAUUCCGAAGAGGGAGCACUGGCUAGAUUGGGCAUCAGAAAAAUACUCAAAGCAACUGAUCAAUGAGAUUAAAAUGGUGACACGAGUUCUCUUCCUGUUUAUCCCACUGCCAAUGUUCUGGGCUCUCUUUGAUCAACAGGGAUCUAGAUGGACUCUGCAAGCUACUAAAAUGAAUGCAGACUUUGGAGGAAUAGUCUUUAAACCAGACCAAAUGCAGUUCUUGAACCCACUCCUGAUUCUGAUCUUCAUCCCAAUUUUUGACUUUGGAGUCUACCCCCUGAUCAACAUGUGCAGAUUUAAUUUCACGCCUAUUAGAAAAAUGGCAACAGGUAUGAUCCUUGCAGGUCUGGCGUUUGCAGCUGCAGCCAUUGUAGAAAUCAAAACAAAUGAAACCAGUAUGCCCUCGCCUGUUCCGAAAGAAAGUUUCAUUCAGGUUCUGAAUUUGGCAAAGGACAGUAUUCAUGUGAAAAUCCAAGGCCAAGACCUAUUUCAGCAACCUACUGGGGCUUUUCAGGACCCAGCUGAGUAUUCAAAAUUAACGUUGAACGGAGCACAACAAAACCUUGGCUUUGAGCUGCAGUCCCAAGGAUCAGUGUCCACUUUUUACCACAACGUGCAGGAAAAAUCAGUAUACAGCUUAAUUGUCUACAAGUCAGAGGGAAACCUAUCAAGCCACUUAAUUGCAGACAUGGAAACAAAACCAGGCAAAGGGCUGACUGCUGUCAGGUUCAUUAAUGCUUUGGACCAAGAUGUCAACGUCACCAUUGACAGAGAGCAGAUCAUCAGUGUUAAGAAGAACUACAGUGUUUCAGAAUACACAACGUUAGACAGGGGAAAAUACAAUGUACAAUGCAAAACUGAAGCUACGGAAGUUACCCUGGACCUAGGCCUGCUUGACUUCGGAGCAGCGUACACCAUUGUUAUAACUAACACUUCUGCAAACACUAUUGAAGCAUGGAAGACAGAAGAUAUCAUGGCCAACAAUGUCCAUAUUGCUUGGCAAUUGCCACAGUACCUGUUAAUAUCAGCCGGGGAAGUGAUGUUCUCCAUUACGGGACUAGCAUUCUCUUAUUCUCAGGCUCCUGUCAGCAUGAAAUCAGUGCUCCAGGCAGGCUGGCUGCUCACCGUGGCCUUUGGAAAUGUCAUUGUGCUCAUUGUUGCCCAAGCAGCGCCGCUGGAGCAGUGGGCUGAGUUUGUCUUGUUCGCUUGCCUCCUCUUUGCCGUGUGUAUCAUUUUCUCCAUCAUGGGCUAUUUCUACGUUAGCGUGGAUCCCGAAGACCUAACAGGAAAAGAAGACGAGAAAGAGAUGCCCAGUAAUGGAAAUGCGAUUAGCCUCGUUCCCCAGAAAACAAAGCUCUAACAUGACUAUGGGUUGGGCUGGUUGCUUUUUUUAAACAGAGCACAUUAAGAGGAAGGAGGUUCGGGGACGGGGAUGGGGGUUUUUGCAUUCUGGCCUCUCACUCAAAAUGUAUCUUUCUGCUAAAUUGAAAAAAAAUCCCCCUUUUCCCCAAACAAGGGGUCUGAAAAUUUGUAUAAAACUGCCUGGGAAAGCUCCUCUAGUAUUAAAGGCACUAUUACAAAUAAAUACAAUGUAAUUUAAAUCUG
Mauremys mutica (yellowpond turtle) is the source of this 2675-nucleotide messenger RNA. RefSeq names its product solute carrier family 15 member 2 (gene SLC15A2). NCBI's taxonomy places the organism in Eukaryota, Metazoa, Chordata, Testudines, Geoemydidae. The coding region runs from base 265 to 2430 and encodes 721 amino acids. Gene Ontology annotation, biological process: transmembrane transport; oligopeptide transport. Gene Ontology annotation, cellular component: membrane. Gene Ontology annotation, molecular function: dipeptide transmembrane transporter activity. The record is from RefSeq and is a predicted model, not a curated record. The transcript has 24 exons.